Colletotrichum acutatum is the source of this 2611-nucleotide messenger RNA. RefSeq lists its product as uncharacterized. Gene Ontology annotation, cellular component: chromatin. Gene Ontology annotation, molecular function: zinc ion binding; DNA-binding transcription factor activity, RNA polymerase II-specific; RNA polymerase II cis-regulatory region sequence-specific DNA binding. The coding region runs from base 89 to 2611 and encodes 840 amino acids. NCBI's taxonomy places the organism in Eukaryota, Fungi, Ascomycota, Sordariomycetes, Glomerellales, Glomerellaceae. The transcript has 6 exons. Gene Ontology annotation, biological process: regulation of transcription by RNA polymerase II; DNA-templated transcription. The record is from RefSeq and is a predicted model, not a curated record.
CAAAGCCUCUGCUCUCCAACUUACCCGGUCUUCCUCAACUCCAACACGCAAGAGGCCCGAAGAGUCUCGCGAGGCGAAGGUGGAAAGGAUGCUGUCCCACAACGGCACGAGCUUGCAUCCACAACCACACCCGCAGCCGCAAUCGCAGCCGCUUCACCAGCAGCAGCCGCAGCAGCAACUUCCGCGACCGCACUCGACUCCAGUCAAGCGAAGGAGGCGAACCGGUCACGGCCCUGAUGCGCGGUCCUGUCCUCACUGUGGACGAACAUUUAAGCGCACCGAGCACUUGGAGCGCCAUGUGCGAACGCAUACCAAGGAGAAGCCAUUCAUCUGUCGAUGUGGAGCUGCCUUUGCCCGGCGUGACUUGCUGACCCGCCACCAGCGAAUUGCUUUCCACGAGGAUGGAUCCGAGUCCCCGGGUGUCCCAUCGGAGCCGGACUCGGGAGAAACCCAUGGGCCUGUUGAGGCUGAUCUGGCUGCUGCCGUCUCCCUCUCGGGAAUGAGCGUGGACCAUUGGGCACAGCAACAGCCACCUGCACCACCGUCAGAACUGUAUCCCAUGGCGGUCCCACGGAACGAAGCUCUCGUAGAUGCCUCAUAUCAACAGGCUCUGCUCGGAGAUCAAUUCUAUGUUAAUGGUAAUCAAGAUGCUGCGGGAUUUGACGCCCACUUCAGAGAGUUUGCCAACUUCCUCGAUGGUGUUGGGCUGCCAGCGGAAUGGAGCCCCUACUUCCACGGCCCUGACAGAGAUCACGAGGUUACCGACACAACGGUGAGAAUGUCUAGAGAAGGGACUGCUACGCCGGGGGCACGUAACAGUAGAACUCGGCCGGGAACGCCUUUCAGUUCAUGGCUACCAUCAGCGCCCACUGGCAAUCGGAUAUCUGAAACCUUGCCAGAUACGAACCCACGGUCUGUUGACAUUGAUUCGCAACCGUAUCGUAUAUCAGACGAGCAGCGGUAUCGUCUCAGUAGCUCCGUCGAAACAUUUCGAGACAUUCUCGAUCCAGACUUCAAGUUCCCAUCACGGCAUGCCUUGUCGCGCUAUCUGACCUCAUUCUUUGAAGGAUUUCACUCGCACAUGCCGUUCAUCCACACGCCAACGUGGCGAGUCCCUGAACAUUCCAUUGAACUCAUUCUUGGCCUCGCUGCAGUCGGCGCCCAGUAUUGCUUCGAGCAUCGAAUGUCCGAGAGACUCUUUCACGCGGGCAAGGCCAUUCUUAUGGAGAGAUUAAUGCACGAGUCGGAAACGUUUGGUGUGAAUACCGGUUCGUCCCUCAAUCUUCACAACCUGACGCCGCAACGCCGCACCUCGCAAGGAUUUAGGGAGAGGGACUGGGGUCCUUGGGAACCAAUAGAAACAGUUCGAGCCCUGAUUGCUCUCAUGGGUUACGCAACUUGGGAGCCCAAAGUGUCCCUCGUGCAGGAAGCGUUUGCUCUACAGGCACUUCUGGCACAGAUCCUUCGGAAAGUUGGUCUUUGUGAAGAAGAUGUCCCUCAACUUCCUGCCGAUCAGGCCACCCCGCAAGCCGCCUGGCAAGCAUGGGUGCGACAGGAGUCUACGCGCCGAGCCAAGCUCAUUGCCUUUUCCUUCAUGCACACUCACAGCAUUGCCUAUAACGUGUAUCCUGUGCUGCGUAGCAACGAGGUUGGCCUCCGACUCCCUUGCUCGACUGGAGAGUGGAAAGCGCAGUCGGCGAGUCAGUGGCAGACUGCUCGCCAAGAAACUGAGAAGCAACAACUCUACUUCCAAGACGCUCUCUCUUUGCUAUUGAGGAACACUGACGGGACCGCUCCCGUCGACCCCAUUCCAACACCACUGGGUAACUACAUCCUCUUGCAUGGGCUUCUCCAGAGAAUCUUCAUUGUCCGCGAUUUGUCUCUCCCAGUCAUGGAUCAGUCAGCGUCUCUUCCCAUUGAAGAGGUUGAUAAACUUGAACGAGGCCUGCGUUCCUGGACUGCAGGGUGGCAGCAAGCUCCCGAAUCUAGUCUUGACCCCAACAACGAGAAUGGACCCAUCCCAUUCACGUCCAGCUCUUUGCUCGGCCUCGCCUAUGUGCGCAUCUACCUUCACCUUGGUCCGUACCGGCUUCUUGAAUCUCGAGACCCUAUGCGUAUCGCCAAGGCCAUCAACCGGUCUCCUGCCGUGGAGCGGAGUGGUGGUGUCAUCACCGCGCUGCUGUACACUGCUCAUAUGCUCAGCAUCCCUGUACGACUUGGCGUUGACCGCGUCGCGCGCAGCCAGGCAUUCUUCUGGAGCGUUCGUCACUCACUUUCGGGGCUAGAGUGUGCGGUUCUGCUCAGUAAAUGGCUCUCAUCACUCACUGAAUCCGUCGCGACAACGCCUCUUAGUGUAACAGACAGCGAGGAUCGGAUCUUGCAUUGGGUUCGAUGCAUUGUGGAAGAGGCGUACGAUGUCGUCGAUUUUGAAGACGAUGAGCCCGAAACAUCAGUAGAUCGAGAUCCUGCCUCACUGAGCCUCGCGGUUCUGAGAAUAUGGGCACACUUUUUCAAAAGCAACACGCAAUGGCCCUUCAUCAACAUCAUCGGAAAGAGCUUGGAGAAGUACCGUGAGUUACUUAUGCGCAGCAGAAAGCAGAUGGUCACUUGA